CAGCAGCUGUAGCUCCGCUUAGAGCCCUAGCCUGGGAACCUCCAUAUGCCCUGGUUGGCCCUAAAAAUAAUAAUAAUAAUAAUAAUUAAAUUUGGUAGGUCUGAAAGAAAUCAGAGGAAACUUUAAGCCUGAUCAGUGAGCCUCUGGGGGAGGGGUGGUAGAUACUAGAGAUGCAGAGGCCCUGGAUACUAGUUGGGGUACUGGGGGCUUGACCUUAGGAAAGAUUUGGAAUUUUAGUUAAGUCCAAUAAAAAACUUUGGAGGGGUAACACCUAGUUGUCCCAUUUCACCUGGGAUAUUUAUUUUCCCUUUCUGGCAGAGUCUACACACAGCAGCAAAUAGUUGCUGGAUGCCCAGAUGGAAAACCAUUGUAAUAAAUUCAGGAAUAAAACGUCUUUAAAGGCAUGAUCCCAUUUUCAAUGGAAUAAUCUUUUGAGAAGACAAUGAGAGGUUUGAUUUCAUAAAACAGAGUCAUACCAGGGGAUAUUCUUUGGUCACAGUGGUGUUGUUACCACCUAAGAGUUUUCUGUAAUGCUUGACACCGCCCUCCCCCUUCCCACACACACGGAAAAGGACUGGACAGAGAGAGUCUGCUCUACAAACUGACUUUGGAGUUUAGAAUCAAGACCCUAACCAUUCAUAAUAUUUUCUAAUUCCCAAUAAAAUGGAAUUUUAAUAAUUUUCUAGUUUAAUAAUUUAAGUAAUAACUUAUCAAUGGAUUUGAUUGUUAUUACUUUGGUUUUUGUUAUAUUGUUUUGUUUUUUAAGGGGUACCAUUAAGCCUCUGUUUCGACCUAUCACAUCCAAUUUAGUUGUAAGCACUGCUUCCAUGCCGAAGUUUAACUUUCCAUUGCAGGGACAGCCUAAGGUCAUCUUCCAAAUAUAAGGGAAGGACCUGCUGGCUUGCUCUUUGUGGAUUUUUUUGCUUUCUGACCAAACUGUUAUAAUACGACAGACCUUCAGCAGAUCAUCCUUUUCUUUGGGAAAGAAAAGUGUCUUUUAGUGUCCUGAAACACCUGUGCAGUAUUUUCCAAAGGAAUAUUAUGCUGAACUGGGAAAAUAGCAAUAGACAAAAAGGCCAUGGCUUUUACAUUAUCAUUUGAAAAGCUUUAUGACAUUUUAUUAAAAUUAGUAAUUCUCAGUGGAGAUGAAAUAUAGUUUAUUAUACAUAAUUUAGACAUCAUGGUUUGAAUGUUUAAGUGCAACCAACACAUCUUAAAGUAAAAGUGGAGCUAAGUAUUCAUGUACAUUCUCAGAGAACACAGAAAAGUUUCUAUUUCACCCUAAAUCUUUGUUAGUCUUUCAAAAUGAGACCAUUUUAGCAACAUUUUAAAAUAUGUUAGGAAUACGAAAAGCAGAUUUUGAAAUACAUAAAACAGGCAUUUUAGGCAAAAAUUCAGAUUAUAUAGGUCUGUACCCUGAGGCAUGGUCAACUAUUUCCUGAAAGGGCUCGUGCCUACAGAUAAAAUAAUAACCAUAGGUUACAAAUAUUCUGCAUCUCUCCCCUCUGCCCCACCCCCUCUUGGAGUGCUUUAAUUAGAAAGAUACUAACAUAGAUUAAAGUCUUAGCCAUGCUCAAUUCCUCCCUUGACCUGAAGAAAACCACAGCCAUCGAGAAAAUGCUGUGUUACAAAACAUCGAAAGUUUUCUCCAAACGCACCAGUGAGCUGAAAUGGAGUACCUGGGAAGUGGACUGCAAGUAAGAGGGAAAAGUGACCUCGUUACACACUCAUGAUUUGACUCGUAUGUUCUUACCUUCUGGGUCAGAACAUUUAAAAGUGUCCAGGGCACUGCUUCCAUGCCGAAGUUUAACUUUCCAUUGCAGGGACAGCCUAAGGUCAUCUUCCAAAUAUAAGGGAAGGACCUGCUGGCUUGCUCUUUAUACUUGCAUUAUGUUGGGUAUUUAUGUACAGGACACAAACUGCUGAAGCAGUAUGGGAUUCAAGCAGACCAAAAAGCAAAUCCUUGCGUGGUACUUAGAGUCCAGCAAGAUAAAAUGAUGGAUCAAAGGAUUAUUUCUGCUUAAUGAAGCAUUUUGGGUUUUGAGUCAUUGGGCUCAGUUUUCAACAGGAUGUUGUACUCAAGGGUGGAAUUUGGAAAUUCCACUAUAGCCAUAUAAUCAAUCCACUCUGAUUAAUUUAAUUGAAACAACUCUUGAUGAAGCCCUGGUGCUCUUAUAAUUUAAAAUUUAGAAAUGGGCAGGGAGAGGGAUGGAUGAUGUGAAGGAUUUUUUUUCCCCCCUCUGAAAUUAGCUUAGUGUAUUAAUUCAGAAAGUAGUCGGUUGCAUCUGAUUGUAUGCCUUAGUAAUCUGAACCAUCUGCCUCUCUAUACUAAGGAGUUCACCUCUUUAAUCCAGCUUACAGCCCACAAACCACUCUUCUCUGUCAUUAUGCCCUUGAAUCGAUGAGGCUGUGCAAAGUCCUUUGCUUUUAAAUGUGUUGCUGUCGUUGAAGAUAUUUGGAAAUUCUGUGUUGGUUUUUUUUCCUUCAGAUUUUGUCUGGGUCUUUGGUUUUCUUUUCCUGGGUCAGAAACAAUGGCUUUCCUUAUGAAAACUAUGAUAAGUAACCAGGUAAAGAAUUUAGGACUUGGAGGUGGAUCUGAAGAAAAAAAAGAAGAAGGAGGUACAUCCGACCCUGCAGCAGCUCACGGGAUGACUAGAGAGGAAUACGAGGAGUACCAGAAGCAAGUCAUUGAGGAGAAGAUGGAAAGAGAUGCUGCGUUUACACAAAAAAAGGCAGAGAGGGCGUGCCUGAGAGUUCACCUCAGAGAAAAGUACAGACUCCCAAAGAGUGAAAUGGAUGAGAACCAAAUCCAGAUGGCUGGAGAUGAUGUGGAUUUGCCCGAAGAUCUCCGGAAAAUGGUAAAUGAAGAUCAAGAAGAGGAAGAAGAUAAGGAUUCUAUUCUUGGGCAGUUACAGAAUCUUCAGAACAUGGACUUGGAUACCAUAAAAGAGAAAGCCCAGGCUACCUUCACAGAAAUCAAGCAGACGGCAGAGCAGAAGUGUUCUGUGAUGUGAGGGGCAGGGUGGGUGUGGAGGAGGGACCAGGUCCAGGUGGAGGUGGCCACUGUCCUGUGGAGUGUUUCAAACCACGUAUACCUGAACGUAGUGAGCAGUUAGAAUAACCAUGAGGAUCAGGCUGUCUACAAAUACAUGGACAACAACUUGGUUGUUCUAAAUGUUCCUGGUAGAGGGUUUAGCGAGCACCCUAUAGCAGGAAUCACAUGGUCCUUUUAGUUAUACCUAUGGUGAAGCAUGAACUUUCAGCUGAGAAAGAGGCAGAACACACAUCUGCCUAAAGAUCCUCAGGACAGCCAUGAAGCAACACAAGCCAAUGGCAUUUGUCUCCGACUUCUUAGAGGGCAAGUUCUCACCCUGUCCAACUAUUAGCACGAGUCCAGGUCCCCUCAGAGAAAGAUGUGGAAGGUCAGGGUGCCCACAGGGAGCCCAGGCUGUAGGCUCAAGAGCCCAUCAAAUCUCACCCCACCUCUUACUCCAGCCUCCUUCGUGUCCUUGAUGCUUCUGAUUGAAUUAUACAUGAAGCCAAGGGGCAGGAGCUGGGACUAGACUUUGCCACUGUUUGCACUGUAGAUCAUCAUUCUAGAGGCUUAUGAAGAAUGGAUUCAGGUGGAGGUGGGAGUUGGGUGUAGGGGCUAGAGGUGGGGGGCAAGGGCAACUAGAAAGUCUACAGCUGUUUCUGCAUUCCCUGUCAUCUCUUGUCUGAACUUGGUGAUAGCAUGUGGACAGAAAGGAUUGACACAUAGCAUUGAGAAGUUAAAUCAUUCUCUCUGCAUGUGUCUCUUUCUCUCUCUCUUCCCCACUUUCUCUCUCAUCCUCUUCCUCCUUUUCUUGCCCCUCUUCCUUUCUCUCCUCUUUCUUUUUUUUUUUUUUUCUCCUGUGUGUCUCCAUCUCACCCUUUCAGACUAGCUUCCAAUAAAACAUGCAGUCGUUCUGUGCUGCGGUCUUCCAGGUUACAGUUGCAGAUGCAGAUCCCACGGAUACGCAGAGCCGGCUAUACUAAGCCAUUUUCCAUAUGGGACUUAAGCAUCUUCUUCAGAUUUUGGUGUGCACGGCAGGUCCUGGAACCAAUCCCCUGCAGAUACCCAGGCAUGACUGUAUACACAGAUUUCUUUUGCCUAAGAGUUGCUCUCAUUCAAAGGAAAUUAUCCAGAAGAAUUAGAACUUUUACCUCUGGAGCACUUAGAGCUGUUGAAGCAAACCCAACCCAGCCAAAACAAAAUACUGUUUUUCAACAAAUGUUCACAAAAUAAAAUAAUUCUCAAAGACCAAUUUUAUCAAGAAGAACCACUCUAUCAGAGAAAAGGGAACCAAGACCAUGAAGUUAGAGGCUAACCCAUUCCCAGAGUUCCCAGAGUUCCCAUUGUAUGAGAAGUUACAUGUUAUGAAAAUAUGUAGGAGUUCCCAUCGUGGCUCGGAGGUAAGGAA
Sus scrofa (pig) is the source of this 4442-nucleotide messenger RNA. RefSeq names its product complexin 4 (gene CPLX4). Gene Ontology annotation, biological process: neurotransmitter transport; synaptic vesicle exocytosis; regulation of neurotransmitter secretion. Gene Ontology annotation, molecular function: syntaxin binding. NCBI's taxonomy places the organism in Eukaryota, Metazoa, Chordata, Mammalia, Artiodactyla, Suidae. Gene Ontology annotation, cellular component: SNARE complex; terminal bouton. The record is from RefSeq and is a predicted model, not a curated record.